CACACAAAAAAAAAAAACCCCUUGAAUCUCCAUAACAGCCACCAGAGGCGGAGGAACUUACAGGAUAUAAACAGUCUCGCCGCCAGUCCGUCUGAGGUAACCUGUUGCCGUUUCCGUUUUCGUUGCCGUUACCUCUGUUUCUUAGGUUUUCCUUUUAGCUGGCUGUUAGGUUUGGGUUUAGGAACUUAGGGUUCCUACUUUCAGUUGAAUAGAAGAAAAUGACGAAGAGUGAGCGAAAGAAACGAAACAACAAGAGUAAAGACGAGCAACGAUUUACUGCGGAUACUGCUAAGCUCAGAAAGUUCAAGGAACCAUCCAAAUCCUCUAAUUUUCUGGAUAAAAUGAAAGCAAGAUUGUCAGGUGGUCAUUUCAGGAUGAUUAACGAGAAGCUCUACACUUGCACUGGGAAGGAGGCGCUAAAUUAUUUCCAAGAAGAACCAUCGCUAUUUGACCUGUAUCAUGCAGGAUACAAAAUGCAAAUGUCAAAUUGGCCUCAACAGCCAGUUAAUGUGAUUAUUGAUUGGCUAAAAAAGAAGAGCCCUUCAUUGGUCGUAGCUGAUUUUGGUUGUGGGGAUGCACUCAUUGCUAAAAGCGUGGAGAAUAAAGUCUACUCUCUCGAUCUUGUCUCCAAUGAUCCUAACAUAAUUGCUUGUGACAUGUCAAAUACACCGCUUGAUGACUCAUCUAUUGACGUUGCUGUCUUCUGUCUUUCUUUGAUGGGAACCAACUACCAAAGUUACAUCAAAGAAGCAAACAGGGUGCUUAAGCCAGGUGGCUGGCUGUUGAUAGCAGAAGUAAAGAGCAGGUUUGAUCCAAACACUGGAGGAGCCAACCCUGAGAAGUUUACGAAUGCUAUUUGUGAGUUAGGUUUCAAGUCUGUAAAAAAGGACUUCUCAAAUAAAAUGUUCAUUCUGUUUUACUUUACAAAAAAGGAUAAGCAAAAUUUUAAAAGGAAAGAAAUCGAAUGGCCUUUGCUUAAACCUUGUUUGUACAAGCGCCGUUGAGACCAAGUUAGCUUGCUUUCUUUUUUAUGUUCCCCAAUUCUCACUUGUUAUAUGCUCAAAAGUUUAACCAUCUUUUUUUUCCAUAUAUACCUGUCUUGUUGAUCAUUAAGGCAUUGUUUGUUACAUUGUAUUAGGUCUUAUAUUAAAAUUUCAGGUUUCAUGAUGCUAAAUAGUAUAUUUUUAUGUUUGAGUCGAGCAAUAUUAUACAUAGUUCUUAUCGUACUCUAUGCUAAGAUUUAUAUAUUUAAGGUAUGUUUGGUUGGAGGGUAAACAUCAGGAUAAAAAAUGUAUCAUAAUAGUAGAUAAAUACCAUGAAUUAUGAUGUUAGUUCUGUUAAAAAAAAUUACAUUAUAUUAAUACUCUCAUAUGAAGUUGAAAAUUAAAAACCCAUAUAACUAUGACAUGAACACUCCCAUACCAAGGUCACCAGUAUAAUUUUUCAUUAUCGAGUUUAGUCAGUCUUAUAAAAUUCCAUCACUCCUAAAGCAAAGCGGGCUUGGCAUGCAACUUGAAAUUAGAAAACCCUGGUUUUCCACAAAAUCCUGGAAUUCUGUCAUGGUUCUUCACUGCCAUUAUCAAGAAACAUGAGAUUGUCAAAGCCUGUAACCAUUUUAUCAGCUUCUGUGGAUUGAAUUACUUCAGGCAUUAUGAAAUCCACAACUAUCACUUUAUCAUUUUGUGGCAAAGAUUUGUAACAAUUCCUUAUGAUUUU
Arachis duranensis is the source of this 1716-nucleotide messenger RNA. RefSeq names its product ribosomal RNA-processing protein 8. Gene Ontology annotation, molecular function: methyltransferase activity. Lineage: Eukaryota; Viridiplantae; Streptophyta; Magnoliopsida; Fabales; Fabaceae. The transcript has 9 exons. The record is from RefSeq and is a predicted model, not a curated record. Gene Ontology annotation, cellular component: nucleolus. The coding region runs from base 219 to 1004 and encodes 261 amino acids.